AUGCCGCGGGCCGUUGCUUCUGCUGUCUCUCGAAGCUGCCGAGGGGUUUGCAUCGUCAGUUUGAUCAUCUGCGUGCUGUUGAACCACCUUGCUGGCCACCUUGCAUUCGCGGCUCCUGUGGGCCGUCGGGUGCUCUUCCGCCUGACACGGUGCAAAGAGCAGCUGCCGUCGACGAUCGACGUCUCUGCAGUCCGCAGAAAGUUUAUACGUCUAGGCAUGGACGGCUUCCUCGGAGAGUCCGAGGAGCAGCGGGCUGCCCGAAGAGAACGCAGGCAUUCCUUUGAGGAGGUCGGGGAGUUCGACUUCCUCUUCAAAGAGAAUGACAAGGAUUGGGAGCAGUCGGAUCAGACGGAGGAGGAUCGCGGCCUCUUUGCGAUGCAUGAAGAGGCCUUGGUGCAAGCCAUGGAGGAUGGCACCAUCUUCUGGCGCCCGCGCAUCAAUGGGGACCUGUCCUUCAAAAGGCUGAGGGACGAGCCAGAUCCCGAGAAGAUUGAGCGUUGGGCCCGUCAGCAAGCCAAGGAGGGACGAAAGAGGAGGGGCAAACGGCGUUAUGGCAACCUCGGCAAGAAGCGGUAG
This is a messenger RNA of Symbiodinium necroappetens, 576 nucleotides long. NCBI's taxonomy places the organism in Eukaryota, Dinophyceae, Suessiales, Symbiodiniaceae. The record is from the annotation of a GenBank genome assembly.